AUGUACCAUACCCAUAUGCAUGAAAGUUUGUCAUCUGUAACUUCAGCAGUGACUAUCCCCAACGUGACCUAUGUCUACCGAAGGCUCACUAGAAGAGAUGAUAGUGAUUCAUCACCUUCCUCAGCGUCCAGUACGAAUAGUAGUAAAUCUGCCAAAUGUACAGGCUCCAAGCAAAAGUGUCAAAAACCCACGAAUUCGAGUCAUAGCACCAGCGUGACUGUCGGUGUAGCUGUUGCGGUACCGAUAGGUGUCAUUAUAAUCGUUUUAGCUGUGAUACUUUACAUCGUAUAUAGAAGAAGUAAAAAAGAAGCUGAGGAAGACAAUGACCCAGAUUUCGAAGGGGACUCAGAAUUUUUACCGGCAAUACAGGAUUAUUCUUCUGGAAUGAAUCAUCCAUACUCCAGCGACUCACAGCAAGACUUCGUGGAGAAACCUUUACCACCUUCAGAUCCCUUUGCUAAUAGUAUGAAUAGUAGCGAAUAUAAUCUGAGAAGCGUUACUCCACCUGCUAUUAGUCGAUCAUGGUACGUAGACCCGUUUCAGCUCCCACACGAGUCAAAUGACUGUAGUAGUCUAAGAGAUUUUGCGAUGAAAGUACAAGGGGAUGGGAUAGGAGGUUAUAAAGUGGCAGCUAAUUCCAGAAAUGCUAGUCAAACGUCACUGCAUCCGGAUAAUUUUUCUAAUCAUACGCCAUUGAGGGCAUCCUCGAGAUUCCAAGAGAGUAGAAGCGUUCAGUCUCACAAUAGCGUGACCGAUAAUAAUCAAAUUCCACACAGUUCCGCCACAGCAAUUGCCUACAAGCAGUCAACUUCACCUAAUGAAUUGAGUAAAUCAACUAGAUUUGAUGAGGAGACAGAGAUUUCGAAUGAGUCACAUAGAUUGUCAGGCAACGACGCGUUCGAGUUUGAAUUCGAUGAUGCUUCAGAAAAGACUCAUAGGAAGAGUCUGCAGGUUGGUAACAAUGAUGACUACGAGCUUCAAGUCAUUAAAGAACCUGAACACGUGGAUGAUGGUACUGGUAGCAAAAAUGAAGAAGAUGACUAUUAUGUGUCCCGUUUAUCGCCUAAUGAGGAGGAAGAUAUUCAAAGAAUGAAGAGUAUUUAUCAAGUUUAUUUGGAUAGAGCUAAAACAAUGAUAAAGGGGCAGGAAAAGCUAGACAACGCAAAAGGUCUAUCGAAUGAUGACACUAUGAUCGAUAAUUUGGACCAUAAUCCUCUCUCUUCCAUCCAGGUUAGCAAUCAUGAUAGUAUUGACAAUAUUGAGUUUCCAAAAGCAAAACACCUGACACAAGACGCACUUCCAAAAGAAGAUACUACUUCGGAAGUAUAUGCUUCAAAAAUGAACCAUAAACCUAAUCAAUACAUUGAAAAAGAUACAUUGGCUGUGAAUGACAUAGAAGCGGCAGCCUCUAAUAGAAUUGCUUCUUCGAUUUAUUCAGAGGCAAUUCAGCCAGUGGAUUAUCAAGGUCAAAGUCAAAAACAUGAACAAGUGGCGGUGUACGGUGGCUACUCACAGUCUCCCGCCUCUGGAUAUAACGAAAAUGUACAACAAGGGUAUGCUGUGCCAGUUGUUCAAAACCCACAAUGGUAUGGUGCCCCAACUCCUCAGCAACAGCAAUAUAAUCAUCCCCAAACCUUAGAAACUAUUGGAGAAUUACCAACACCUGCAUAUCUAGCUCAAUCAGUUUCUUCACAUUCACUGACCUCUUUUAAGAGACCAAACAAGCAACAACUUCUUCAAUUACAAACCGCAAGACUAAACGGCACUGCGUUAAAUCCCGUAGAUCAUCCAGCAAUGUUUUAUUCACCAACAAACGAUACCUAUUAUGCUUCACAACGACAAGGUCAGUUUAUGAAGUCCAGUGAAAAUGGGGCCGUUCCCUCACCUUACCAACUUAGACAAAGUGUAGUGAUGACAAAUCCUUCAGACUUAACGGCAAAACCAUCCUAUAAACCAGCCGGUUCUUUCAGAAGUGUAAGUGCCACGAAUUCAAGGAACAACAGUUUAACCACACAAAACAAUACUUAUCUCCAGCAGCAGCAGCAGCAGUACAAUCUUCGUGUUAGCGGGAUAUUAGAAGAGACGGACAUCGUUCAACCACCUAGUGUUGGUGGCAUUUUGCCUCAUAGUGGUUCACAGGAUGAUUUGAGAAGACAAUUAGGAUCUUCUCAUAAUUAUGUUGUUAAUUAA
Saccharomyces mikatae IFO 1815 is the source of this 2190-nucleotide messenger RNA. RefSeq names its product Skg6p (gene SKG6). The transcript has a single exon. The coding region runs from base 1 to 2190 and encodes 729 amino acids. Lineage: Eukaryota; Fungi; Ascomycota; Saccharomycetes; Saccharomycetales; Saccharomycetaceae. The record is from RefSeq and is a predicted model, not a curated record.